Molecule: messenger RNA, 225 nt
Organism: Lottia gigantea (owl limpet)
Lineage: Eukaryota; Metazoa; Mollusca; Gastropoda; Lottiidae
Exons: 1
Source: RefSeq, a predicted model, not a curated record
AGUAUAUUAGCUACCCUACACACAAUUCAGUAUACCCACACACAAUUUAGUAUAUUAGCUAUCCUACACACAUUUCAGUAUAUCCACACACAGUUUAGUAUAUUAGCUAUCCUACACACAUUUCAGUAUACCCACACAAAAUUUAGUAUAUUAGCUACCCUACACACAAUUCAGUACACCCACACACAAUUUAGUGUAUUAGCUAUGCCACAUACAAUUCAGUAA